Messenger RNA from Closterium sp. Naga37s-1, 1176 nucleotides. NCBI's taxonomy places the organism in Eukaryota, Viridiplantae, Streptophyta, Zygnematophyceae, Desmidiales, Closteriaceae. The record is from the annotation of a GenBank genome assembly.
AUGCCGAUCUUGACCAGGGCGACGAAAGCUGCUGCUACCAUGACGACGCAGGAGGGUCUGACUGUCCCGCCGCUGGAGCAGACGGCUGGCGCGGAAACGAGUGCUGGAACCCACGCUGCUCUUCCUGCUGAAGGCCAGGUCGCUCCAGUGAUCACGCCGGCUCCUGCAUCUCCCGUUCCGCAACAGGUGGCGCCUACGCCUACGGCUUCGUCUACGCAUGCUUCUGUUGGAGAGGAAGAGGAGGACGAGGAUGACGAUGAUGGGUACUUAAGUGACGAUCCGGAUGAAGGCACUGAAGUGCAUGCUAAGGGUGCACUGGCGGCUAAGGCGCGCGUCACGCUGACACUCCUGAUCCCGUUCGAGCUGGCGAAGGAGAUGCCUGCGGUGAAACCUUCGGUGAAGGCUCUCCUGGUCUUCCUGCGGAAGAAGCUGUCGGACAAGGCUCUGGACGAGAUCGCGUUUCAGGAGCUGCUUCCGACAUACCUGUCCAAGAUUCACUUCAGCCGCCUGCAGGUCACGCUAGCGUCGGCUGAGGAUGCGGAGGUGGUGCGUCAGCAUCGUGUGGAGCAUGUCGCCGGAACCACGAAGCAUCAAUUCGGCUGGCUGCAUCCGGUGAACCGUGCCUACGUGAAAGCGAAAACUGACCUGCCGGAAGGUGUGGAAGUUUUGCUGAAGGGAGUCCCAGCGGAAAUCACGCCGCUCAUCGUUUAUGAAUCGCUGGUCGUCGCGAAGCUGCAGAAGCGCGGUCGUCCGGCAUUCCUGCAAGGCGCGGGUUUCCACCGUGUGGUUGACCCUGUUUCGGGCCUGGACACGGACAAGAUCCACGGGUUGGUGAACUCGCACCCAGGGGACAAGAACCGCUGGCGCCAUGCGGUGGAGGACCCGCUCACGGCCUCCCUCCAGUCGGCAGGGGUGGUGAGGAAGAUCCUUCGCGACCCGGCGCUGGUCCUUAUCUCGACGGGAGCCAAUGUGGAGGGAUGGCUGUGUGUUCAGGAGUGCUUCGAGCGUGCGCAUGGAGACACCUUCGCUCAGGCUGCGGCUCACAUUGGCUCCUUCAGCCAUUGUGCGGCGCUGGGUUCGGCAGGUGUUGCGACUUGCGCGACCAAGGCGAAGCAGAGCCUGCAUGCGGCAAAGAAGCUGUACGGGAUUCGUGCAGAGAAGGCGAAGGGGAAAUAG